Molecule: messenger RNA, 3634 nt
Organism: Salvia splendens (bonfire salvia)
Lineage: Eukaryota; Viridiplantae; Streptophyta; Magnoliopsida; Lamiales; Lamiaceae
Product: protein SEMI-ROLLED LEAF 2
Exons: 20
Coding region: 334-3288 (984 amino acids)
Source: RefSeq, a predicted model, not a curated record
AUCAUUGAGGAACCAUGAUGAUAUUGAUGCCACCUUCUCUCAUUCGAGAAAUUUAAAAUUGAUUUUAGCAUCCAGCCAUAUAUAGACAGAGAAGAGAGAAGGGGUGGAGGAGAUAGAGAGACAGAUUCAUAAUUUACGCGAAAAUGCUUGAAAUUCGGUACACUGUUGGCGAUCUUUGAUGGAUUACCAGCCUUCUGGUCUGCUCUUUACAGGAAUUCAUCCCAAGGAAUUGCCUGCUCGAUUUUGAUACCUCCAGCUUUCCUUUCCCUUCUAUAUUUUUUGAGGUAGAGAAGGGAAAGAGAGCGCGUCAAUUUGAGGGAUUGUGGGAACAAAAUGAGCGUUGUUUCCGGGGUUAUCUCUAGGAAAGUGCUGCCGGCCUGUGACAACCUCUGCUUCUUCUGCCCUUCCCUGCGGACGAGGUCGAGGCAGCCGGUCAAGAGGUACAAGCACUUGAUAUCAGAUAUUUUCCCCCGCUCUCCGGAUGAAGAAGUGAAUGAGAGGAAGAUUGGGAAAUUGUGUGACUAUGCUUCAAAAAAUCCUUUACGCAUUCCCAAGAUAGCGGACUCCCUCGAACAGAAAUUCUACAAGGAAUUAAGAAAUGAAAACUAUCGAUUUGUGAAGAUUGUUAUGUUGAUCUACCGGAAAUUCUUGUUAUCCUGCAAGGAUCAAAUGCCUUUGUUCGCAAAUAGUUUAUUGAGUAUCAUGUUCACCUUGCUGGAUCAGACAAGCCAAGAUGGAGUCUUAAUUAUUGGAUGUGAAUCUCUCUUCGAUUUUGUAAACAACCAGAAAGAUGGAACAUAUAUGUUCAAUCUUGAAGGACUAAUUCCCAAGCUCUGCCAAGUAGCUCAAGAAGUGGGAGAUGAUGAGCAGACAGAACAUUUACGGGCAGCUGGGCUGCAAGCUCUAUCUGCAAUGGUUUGGUUCAUGGGCGAAAACUCCCAUAUUUCAGUUGAAUUUGAUAAUAUUGUUUCAGUAGUCUUGGAGAAUUACAAAGGUCAAAGUAAGGAGUCCGGUGGUUCUGAGCAGAACGGUUGGGUUCAAGAAGUCAAUAAAGCUGAGGGAUACAUCUCUCCUUCCGUAGAUGCUGCAACAAAGGUUCCUUCUUGGAGAAUCAUUGUAAAUGAAAAAGGACAACUAAAUGUGGCUGCAGAGGUUGCCAAGAGUCCACAGUUUUGGUCUAGGGUGUGCCUUCAAAGUAUGGCCAAUCUCGGGAAAGAAGCAACCACCGUGCGUCGUGUACUAGAAUCUUUGUUUCGGUAUUUUGAUAGUGGAAAUCUGUGGCCUGUUCAAGGCGGGAUCGCUUUUCCUGUUCUCAAAGACAUGCAGCUUCUGAUGGAUGAAUCUGGGAGCACACAUCUCUUGAUAUCAAUAUUAGUCAAGCAUCUUGACCAUAAAAAUGUCCUUAAGCAGCCCGAUAUGCAACUCGACGUAGUUGAGGUUGUCACUGCUCUUGCUCGACUGACGAAGAAGCAGUCAUCAGUACCUAUACUCAGUGCUGUAAGUGACAUCAUGAGGCAUCUGCGGAAAAGUAUACACUAUUCACUUGAUGAUGCAAAUCUUGGAGAUCAAGUUAUCAAGUGGAACCGAAAAUUCAACCAAGUUGUAGAUGAAUGUCUCACCGAGUUGACAUCAAAGGUCGGAGAUGCUGGUCAAAUCCUCGAUGUAAUGGCUUCUAUGUUAGAGAACAUCUCGAGCAUUACUGUAAUAGCAAGAACGACUAUUUCUGCUGUCUAUCGGACUGCUCAAAUUAUAGCUUCUAUGCCGAAUAUUUUGUACAAGAACAAGGCAUUCCCGGAAUCUUUGUUUCAUCAGCUACUUCCAGCUAUGCUCCAUCCCGAUCACCAGACGCGAAUUGGAGCUCAUCAGGUCUUCUCUGUCGUACUCGUUCCAUCCUCUGUCUGUCCUCAGCCAUCUUCUGAUGCCUCUAGGACUGACCUCUUGAGGUCGCUCUCGAGAACUGUCUCUGUGUUUUCUUCAUCAACUGCAUUGUUCCAGAAGCUACAAAACCAAAGGACUCCUCCCAGGGAGAAUUGCACAGAAUUGAAUGGAGACGAGCAAGGUGGAGUAUUGAACAGAAUCAAAUCGACUUACAGUCGGGUAUAUAGCUUCAGAAGCUCACCGGCACCAGAUGGUGAUAACGGAAACAACUCGAUUAAAGAAGCGGAUGAGGUUCGUCUUAGACUGAGCAGCCACCAAAUAACACUCCUGCUUUCAUCAAUUUGGGCACAAUCUUUAUCUCCUGAAAACAUGCCUGAAAACUUUGAAGCUAUUGCUCACACUUAUAGCUUGAUUAUGCUGUUUUCUCGAGCUAAGACCUCCUAUCGAGAUGCUUUAAUUCGAAGUUUCCAACUUGCUUUAACAUUGAGAAGUGUUUCUCUUAAAGGAGGCACUCUGCCAGCAUCACGACGGAGAUCUCUCUAUAUGCUGUCAUCUUCUAUGAUUAUCUUUUCAGCAAAGGUCUACAACAUUCUUCCCCUCAUCCCAGUUGUCAAGGCUGCAAUCUCCGAUAAAGUGGUUGAUCCAUUUUUGUGUUUAGUUGAAGAUUCAAAGCUGCAGAUAAGUGAUGCCGGAUUAGAAAAACAGAACGUGUACGGAUCAAAAGAAGACAACACUGCUGCUGUAAGGUGUCUUUCGGAAAUAAAUAUCAGUGGCGAGCUGACAAAACAAUCCCUUGUUUCUGUUAUUGUUAGAAACCUAGAGAAUGUACUCGAGUACGAGGAGGUUGCCAUAAGGGAACAGUUGGUCCAGGAAUUCGUGCCAGACGACAUGUGUACGCUUGGCAGCAGCCAAAGGUACAACGACAUUGAAGAACAUGGACGUGAGAGCAACGUUAAGGGCAUCUCAGGUUUCAGUAUGGACGAUGAUGGACAUCACGAUCUCGACAGUCCACCCAAUUCGAAGCUGACCAUCGAGUUCCCCAAUCUCCUCAGCGUCGAUCAACUUCUGCAAUCUAUUUUGGAGACAGCCCACCAUGUGGGCAGAAUGUCUGUGAGCACGGGAUCCGAGACGUCAUACAGAGACGUGGCUAAUCAUUGCGAGUCACUUCAGCAGGGAAAGCAACAGAAGAUGACUUUGUUGACCAUAACUUCGAGAAAUGCUGCAGCUGGAGCUGCUGCUACUAGCGGACUAGACAAAUCACAUGGUUGUGUACCUAUGGGCAAAAAUGCUGACAAGUUAUUGGGCGGGCCUCCAGUGCUAUGCGCGACCGAGUAUCAGAGCAAUCCUGUCUCGUUCCGGCUACCAUCUUCAAGCCCAUACGACAACUUCAUGAAAGCAGCCGGAUGUUGAUGAGCCGGGAAAAAAAGCGCAUAGUGAAACACGAGAUGUAACAACGUAACUUUGAUCACGUACGCUUUCGACGAGAGAACCAUGAUGGGUGAUCGGCAUAAUGGUGUGGUGGCACAAGGAGUAUGAAGAUUCAUAGCCUCUUUCUCACAAACUGUGGAUAUUCAUGCGAGGCUUUACUAGUUUUCUUUUCCUCUAGUUUAGACCCUUUUCAUGUACAAAAUCAAUCCUCAUUCAUUUUUCCUUUUUCCCAAUCUUUCAUUAUUAUCCUUUUCAUUUCAUGUCACCAGGAAAUGUAUAUAUAUAUCCAUUCAUUUUUUCUCUAUAUUGUGAUUAUAUCUAGUGCAAA